Molecule: messenger RNA, 5912 nt
Organism: Gorilla gorilla gorilla (western lowland gorilla)
Lineage: Eukaryota; Metazoa; Chordata; Mammalia; Primates; Hominidae
Gene: TRPM8
Product: transient receptor potential cation channel subfamily M member 8
Exons: 23
Coding region: 1-3165 (1054 amino acids)
Biological process (GO): calcium ion transmembrane transport
Cellular component (GO): plasma membrane
Molecular function (GO): ligand-gated calcium channel activity
Source: RefSeq, a predicted model, not a curated record
AUGAAAUCCUUCCUUCCUGUCCACACCAUCGUGCUUAUCAGGGAGAAUGUGUGCAAGUGUGGCUAUGCCCAGAGCCAGCACAUGGAAGGCACCCAGAUCAACCAAAGUGAGAAAUGGAACUACAAGAAACACACCAAGGAAUUUCCUACCGACGCCUUUGGGGAUAUUCAGUUUGAGACACUGGGGAAGAAAGGGAAGUAUAUCCGUCUGUCCUGCGACACGGACGCGGAAAUCCUUUACGAGCUGCUGACCCAGCACUGGCACCUGAAAACACCCAACCUGGUCAUUUCUGUGACCGGCGGCGCCAAGAACUUCGCCCUGAAGCCGCGCAUGCGCAAGAUCUUCAGCCGGCUCAUCUACAUCGCGCAGUCCAAAGGUGCUUGGAUUCUCACGGGAGGCACCCAUUAUGGCCUGAUGAAGUACAUCGGGGAGGUGGUGAGAGAUAACACCAUCAGCAGGAGUUCAGAGGAGAAUAUUGUGGCCAUUGGCAUAGCAGCUUGGGGCAUGGUCUCCAACCGGGACACCCUCAUCAGGAAUUGCGAUGCUGAGGGCUAUUUUUUAGCCCAGUACCUUAUGGAUGACUUCACGAGAGAUCCUCUGUAUAUCCUGGACAACAACCACACGCAUUUGCUGCUCGUGGACAAUGGCUGUCAUGGACAUCCCACAGUCGAAGCAAAGCUUCGGAAUCAGCUAGAGAAGUACAUCUCUGAGCGCACUAUUCAAGAUUCCAACUAUGGUGGCAAGAUCCCCAUUGUGUGUUUUGCCCAAGGAGGUGGAAAAGAGACUUUGAAAGCCAUCAAUACCUCCAUCAAAAAUAAAAUUCCUUGUGUGGUGGUGGAAGGCUCGGGCCAGAUCGCUGAUGUGAUCGCUAGCCUGGUGGAGGUGGAGGAUGCCCUGACAUCUUCUGCCGUCAAGGAGAAGCUGGUGCGCUUUUUACCCCGCACGGUGUCCCGGCUGCCUGAGGAGGAGACUGAGAGUUGGAUCAAAUGGCUCAAAGAAAUUCUCGAAUGUUCUCACCUAUUAACAGUUAUUAAAAUGGAAGAAGCUGGGGAUGAAAUUGUGAGCAAUGCCAUCUCCUACGCUCUAUACAAAGCCUUCAGCACCAAUGAGCAAGACAAGGAUAACUGGAAUGGGCAGCUGAAGCUUCUGCUGGAGUGGAACCAGCUGGACUUAGCCAAUGAUGAGAUUUUCACCAAUGAUCGCCGAUGGGAGUCUGCUGACCUUCAAGAAGUCAUGUUUACGGCUCUCAUAAAGGACAGACCCAAGUUUGUCCGCCUCUUUCUGGAGAAUGGCUUGAACCUGCGGAAGUUUCUCACCCACGAUGUCCUUACUGAGCUCUUCUCCAACCACUUCAGCACGCUUGUGUACCGGAAUCUGCAGAUCGCCAAGAAUUCCUAUAAUGAUGCCCUCCUCACGUUUGUCUGGAAACUGGUUGCCAACUUCCGAAGAGGCUUCCGGAAGGAAGACAGAAAUGGCCGGGACGAGAUGGACAUAGAACUCCACGACGUAUCUCCUAUUACUCGGCACCCCCUGCAAGCUCUCUUCAUCUGGGCCAUUCUUCAGAACAAGAAGGAACUCUCCAAAGUCAUUUGGGAGCAGACCAGGGGCUGCACUCUGGCAGCCCUGGGAGCCAGCAAGCUUCUGAAGACUCUGGCCAAAGUGAAGAACGACAUCAAUGCUGCUGGGGAGUCCGAGGAGCUGGCUAAUGAGUACGAGACCCGGGCUGUUGAGCUGUUCACUGAGUGUUACAGCAGCGAUGAAGACUUGGCAGAACAGCUGCUGGUCUAUUCCUGUGAAGCUUGGGGUGGAAGCAACUGUCUGGAGCUGGCGGUGGAGGCCACAGACCAGCAUUUCAUCGCCCAGCCUGGGGUCCAGAAUUUUCUUUCUAAGCAAUGGUAUGGAGAGAUUUCCCGAGACACCAAGAACUGGAAGAUUAUCCUGUGUCUGUUUAUUAUACCCUUGGUGGGCUGUGGCUUUGUAUCAUUUAGGAAGAAACCUGUCGACAAGCACAAGAAGCUGCUUUGGUACUAUGUGGCGUUCUUCACCUCCCCCUUUGUGGUCUUCUCCUGGAACGUGGUCUUCUACAUCGCUUUCCUCCUGCUGUUUGCCUACGUGCUGCUCAUGGAUUUCCAUUCGGUGCCACACACCCCCGAGCUGGUCCUGUACUCGCUGGUCUUUGUCCUCUUCUGUGAUGAAGUGAGACAGUGGUAUGUAAAUGGGGUGAAUUAUUUUACUGACCUGUGGAAUGUGAUGGACACGCUGGGGCUUUUUUACUUCAUAGCAGGAAUUGUAUUUCGGCUCCACUCUUCUAAUAAAAGCUCUUUGUAUUCUGGACGAGUCAUUUUCUGUCUGGACUACAUUAUUUUCACUCUAAGAUUGAUCCACAUUUUUACUGUAAGCAGAAACUUAGGACCCAAGAUUAUAAUGCUGCAGAGGAUGCUGAUCGAUGUGUUCUUCUUCCUGUUCCUCUUUGCGGUGUGGAUGGUGGCCUUCGGCGUGGCCAGGCAAGGGAUCCUUAGGCAGAAUGAGCAGCGCUGGAGGUGGAUAUUCCGUUCGGUCAUCUACGAGCCCUACCUGGCCAUGUUCGGCCAGGUGCCCAGUGACGUGGACGGUACCACGUAUGACUUUGCCCACUGCACCUUCACUGGGAACGAGUCCAAGCCACUGUGCGUGGAGCUGGAUGAGCACAACCUGCCCCGGUUCCCCGAGUGGAUCACCAUCCCCCUGGUGUGCAUCUACAUGUUAUCCACCAACAUCCUGCUGGUCAACUUGCUGGUCGCCAUGUUUGGCUACACGGUGGGCACCGUCCAGGAGAACAAUGACCAGGUCUGGAAGUUCCAGAGGUACUUCCUGGUGCAGGAGUACUGCAGCCGCCUCAAUAUCCCCUUCCCCUUCAUCGUCUUCGCUUACUUCUACAUGGUGGUGAAGAAGUGCUUCAAGUGUUGCUGCAAGGAGAAAAACAUGGAGUCUUCUGUCUGCUGUUUCAAAAAUGAAGACAACGAGACUCUGGCAUGGGAGGGUGUCAUGAAGGAAAACUACCUUGUCAAGAUCAACACAAAAGCCAACGACACCUCAGAGGAAAUGAGGCAUCGAUUUAGACAACUGGAUACAAAGCUUAAUGAUCUCAAGGGUCUUCUGAAAGAGAUUGCUAAUAAAAUCAAAUAAAACUGUAUGAACUCUAAUGGAGAAAAAUCUAAUUAUAGCAAGAUCAUAUUAAGGAAUGCUGAUGAACAAUUUUGCUCUCGACUACUAAAUGAGAGAUUUUCAGACCCCUGGGUACAUGGUGGAUGAUUUUAAAUCACCCUAGUGUGCUGAGACCUUGAGAAUAAAGUGUGUGAUUGGUUUCAUAUUUGAAGACGGAUAUAAAGGAAGAAUAUUUCCUUUAUGUGUUUCUCCAGAAUGGUGCCUGUUUCUCUCUGUGUCUCAAUGCCUGGGACUGGAGGUUGAUGGUUUAAGUGUGUUCUUACCGCCUCCUUUUUCCUUUAAUCUUAUUUUUGACGAACACAUAUAUAGGAGAACAUCUCUCCUAUGAAUAAGAACCUGGUCAUGCUUUACUCCUGUAUUGUUAUUUUGUUCAUUUCCAAUUGAUUCUCUACUUUUCCCUUUUUUGUAUUAUGUGACUAAUUAGUUGGCAUAUUGUUAAAAGUCUCCCAAAUCAGGCCAGAUUCUAAAACAUGCUGCAGCAAGAGGACCCCGCUCUCUUCAGGAAAAGUGUUUUCAUUUCUCAGGAUGCUUCUUACCUGUCAGAGGAGGUGACAAGGCAGUCUCUUGCUCUCUUGGACUCACCAGGCUCCUAUUCAAGGAACCACCCCCAUUCCUAAAUAUGUGAAAAGUCGCCCAAAAUGCAACCUUGAAAGGCACUACUGACUUUGUUCUUAUUGGAUACUCCUCUUAUUUAUUAUUUUUCCAUUAAAAAUAAUAGCUGGCUAUUAUAGAAAAUUUAGACCAUACAGAGAUGUAGAAAGAACAUAAAUUGUCCCCCAUUACCUUAAGGUAAUCACUGCUAACAAUUUCUGGAUGGUUUUUCAAGUCUAUUUUUUUUCUACGUAUGUCUCAAUUCUCUUUCAAAAUUUUAAAGAAUGUUAUCAUACUACAUAUAUACUUUUUAUGUAAGCUUUUUCACUUAGUAUUUUAUCAAAUAUGUUUUUAUUAUAUUCAUAGCCUUCUUAAACAUUAUAUCAAUAAUUGCAUAAUAGGCAACCUCUAGCGAUUACCAUAAUUUUGCUCAUUGAAGGCUAUCUCCAGUUGAUCAUUGGGAUGAGCAUCUUUGUGCAUGAAUCCUAUUGCUGUAUUUGGGAAAAUUUUCCAAGGUUAGAUUCCAAUAAAUAUCUAUUUAUUAUUAAAUAUUAAAAUAUCUAUUUAUUAUUAAAACCACUUAUAAGGCUUUUUCAUAAAUGUAUAGCAAAUAGGAAUUAUUAACUUGAGCAUAAGAUAUGAGAUACAUGAACCUCAACUAUUAAAAUAAAAUGUUAUAUUUAACCCUUAGUUUAAGAAGAAGUCAAUAUGCUUAUUUAAAUAUUAUGGAUGGUGGGCAGAUCACUUGAGUUCAGGAGUUCGAGACCAGCCUGGCCAACAUGGCAAAACCACAUCUCUACUAAAAAUAAAAAAUUAGCUGGGUGUGGUGGUGCACUCCUGUAAUCCCAGCUACUCAGAAGGCUAAGGUACAAGAAUUGCUUGAACCUGGGAGGUGGAGGUUGCAGUGAACCAAGACUGCACCACUGCACUCCAGCCGGGGUGACAGAGUGAGACUCCGACUGAAAAUAAAUAAAUAAAUAAAUAAAUAGAUAGAUAAAUAUUACGGAUGGUGAAGGGAAUGGUAUAGAAUUGGAGAGAUUAUCUUACUGAACACCUGUAGUCCCAUCUUUCUCUGGAAGUGGUGGUAUUUGAGCAGGAUGUGCACAAGGCAAUUGAAAUGCCCAUAAUUAGUUUCUCAGCUUUGAAUACACUAUAAACUCAGUGGCUGAAGGAGGAAAUUUUAGAAGGAAGCUACUAAAAGAUCUAAUUUGAAAAACUACAAAAGCAUUAAUUUAAAAAGUUUAUUUUCCUUUUGUCUGGGCAGUAGUGAAAAUAACUACUCACAACAUUCACUAUGUUUGCAAGGAAUUAACACAAAUAAAAGAUGCCUUUUUACUUAAACACCAAUAAUGACCUAAAAGGGAAUCUUGUUCAUAGGGCCAAUCAAUUCAUGGUUUCAGAUGCUGACAGCAGAUGGGCAAAAUUUACAUGACAAAAAUCGUCAAUGAAUGAAAUAUUCAAAAUUUCUCUAUUAGUGAAAGAAUGUCACUUUCACUUCACCAUGGCAACUAAAAUGUCUGCCUUUUCUGAAACCAGAAGAGGGUAAUGUCAUCUCCAUGCUGACUGGAAAAAUCAAGUCUAUGGCAGUAUGUAAGAUUGUGCAGAAACAACAGCCUCAACCUCUUACCCUCAAUUCAAGUAGGAAAUUUGAAUAAAACCAGUAAAUUAAAUCUAAAACUUCCCAGAAGUCGUAUUUAGUAUAACCUAUUUGAUGAUCCCCUUUAAAUGAAUUUGUCCUUAUAUUCAUAUUUCCAUUGACUGUUUCUGUUAGCUUCAGAAAUAGGCCUGUGAGUACAUCAGUAUCCAGCUGCAAAAGAAAUCCUCCCAUUGACACUAAAGACAGAAAACUUGCCCAAUACUGAGAAGCAACUUGCAUUAGAGAGGGAACUGUUAAAUGUUUUCAACCCAGUUCAUCUGGUGGAUGUUUUUGCAGGUUACUCUGAGAAUUUUGCUUAUGAAAAAUCAUUAUUUUUAGUGUAGUUCACAAUAAUGUAUUGAACAUACUUCUAAUCAAAGGUGCUAUGUCCUUGUGUAUGGUACUAAAUGUGUCCUGUGUACUUUUGCACAACUGAGAAUCCUGCAGCUUGGUUUAAUGAGUGUGUUCAUGAAAUAAAUAA